This is a messenger RNA of Benincasa hispida (wax gourd), 1701 nucleotides long. RefSeq names its product alpha/beta-Hydrolases superfamily protein. The record is from RefSeq and is a predicted model, not a curated record. NCBI's taxonomy places the organism in Eukaryota, Viridiplantae, Streptophyta, Magnoliopsida, Cucurbitales, Cucurbitaceae.
UAUACAAACCCCUUAUGAAUUCCAAAUAAUGGCCCAUUAACCUUUACCAACACAUCUCUACCAUAUUUAAAUAGGAAAAUUUUUUUUUUUAAAAAGAGCCAAAAUCCGAGCUGUCUCUGCCCAGCUUGCCCUCUGUGGUCAAAGCCAAGUAAAACCCUCAAAAAUCUUAACAUCGCCUUCAAUCUUUCUUGCCAUUUUAUCGAUCUUAGCUUCAUUUUUUCAAUCAGUUGAUUCCAAAUCUUCCAUUUUUCUUUAAUUUCUGAAGUGGGGUUUUCGGAUUGUGGGGUUUUUAUUGGUCAGAUCUCUGGUUUUUCCAUGUUUUUUUGUUUGCUUGCUUUGUCCCAGGGAUGGUUUCAAGAAUUGCUGUUGUGUUGCUGAUUGGUUUUUUGGGGAUGUUUUAUCAGACCAAACAACUUCCUCCUUCACAAAUUGAUGGAUCUUCUUCAUCUUCUCAGAAUCUUCCUGUUUCUUCUCAGAGAAUCAAACUCAGUGAUGGAAGAUAUCUUGCUUAUAUAGAGAAGGGUGUUUCUAAAGACAAAGCUAACUUCAAAAUCAUUGUCUCCCAUGGCUUUGGAAGCUCCAAAGACAUGACUAUUUUAGCUUCUCAAGAGGCGAUUUUUGAGUUGGGGAUUUACUUUUUACUCUACGAUCGCCCUGGAUAUGGUGAAAGUGAUCCAAAUCCCAAUAGCUCAGUUGAGAAUGAAGCAUAUGACAUUCAAGAAUUGGCUGAUCAAUUGCAAAUUGGAUCUAAGUUUUAUCUUAUCGGUGUCUCGAUGGGAUCGUAUUCGGCUUGGAGUUGCCUCAAAUACAUACCAGAAAGGUUAGCAGGCACAGCUCUUAUAGUCCCUUUAGUGAAUUAUCAGUGGCCUUCACUUCCAUUUAGCCUCAUAAAAGAGGAUUACAGGAGAAAGCUUUUGAAAUUAGGAUUAUGGCUUUCAACCUAUACCCCUGGGCUUUUACAUUGGUGGGUGAGUCAGAAUUGGAUUCCUUCAACUUCUGUGCUCGAAAAGAAUCCGAUAUUCUUCAACGAACGAGAUAUCGACAUCUUAAAGGCGAUUCCCGGCUUCCCAAUGCUAUCCAAGAGGAUGUUAAAGGAGCAACGCAUUUUCAACACGCUUCGAAAUGAUUUCAUGCUUGCGUUUGGCGAAUGGGAAUUCGAUCCACUUAAACUUAGUAACCCAUAUGCUCGAAACGAAAGUUCGGUUCAUAUUUGGCAAGGUUGUGAAGACAAAGUUGUGCCAGUGGAACUCCAAAGAUAUGUUUCAGGGCAGCUUCCAUGGAUUGAGUACCAUGAAGUUACUGAUGGAGGGCAUUUGAUUAUUCAUUAUAAAGGUUUAUUUGACACCAUUUUAAGGGCACUUUUACUUGGAGAAGAAGCAGUUUCUUAUAGACCAAGACCUCUUACAACAAAAUCUGUGUCUAGCUGAUUCUUUGACAGAGACAGAAAUUUAUAACAUUGGAUUUGUGAAGUUUGAAUGGAUGAAAGAUCUUUGAUUCUGCAGGAAACAGAGGAUUCUUCUAGAAUUUAGUUUUCACAGGAAGGGAAAAAAGGGUGUUGAAAUGAAAUGAAUUUGGUUUGCAGAGUUUUAGUUUGUGGGAGAAAACAAAACUUUCUUGUCUAAUCAUUGUUCUUAGGAUUGUUUGUUUCAAUAUGCCUUGACAUUGUUUUUGUGAAUACAAGAAUACUAUUGUUUUCACUAA